UUUGUAGUCUCCUUAAUGCUAGAUAGUUAAACAAAUGAAAACAACUGGCAACCGUGCGAAGGACCCCAUCCGCGUUCGUCAGACUGCUGGUUUGCGCGGCAGGCCUACCAGUAAACCGCAGUCACCGGCUGGGCGCAUGUUUUCAGCGGGGGAGGGUUUAGCUACACAGCUGUAGUAGGGGCGAUUAUUCCCGGAUUAAAAGUAGCCAGCAAGAACCGCGGGAGAGAAAGCAGAGUUUUGGCGCAACUUUAGUGUUUGACAAGAGAGAGAGAGACUAUCAUAUAAUGGAAUAUAAAACCGAAACGAAACAAGGUGUCAGGCCUGUGGCCAACUAGCUAACGUUGCUUCCUUCAGCUUGUUAGCUAUUAGCUAGUUGUUCCCAGUGAUGUGUUUAGCUAGCUAACGCUACAUUCGUUAGCUUAGCCAGUUAGCUUCCUUGUGUUGUUGUGGGUCAAUAAAUACAUGGGACCUGGUUGGUUUUACCGCACAUUUUUUUGUAAUUUUUCACAAACUUUUGUAAAGUUACUGCUUGUUACAGUAGCUAUCAGAGAGCAACAUUCUCUGUUAUCCUCUGAAAUCAAAGUCGAGCCAGUGUGUGUGUUUUUUAGACAAAGUGAUUGGGCUUGCCAAGCUAAUUUGAAAGGCGUUUUGUUUUAUUGCCAACUGUCCUCGGCUCAGAAUUAACACCUGACCGGAGUGAACCUUUUUUUCCUCCAUCCAAACCCUGCAAACCAACCAACCGGUACCGUUAUUCUGUCCGGUCCCGGUGCUGACCGCACAGCACCGCCUGCUCAAUGGAGGAGCAUGACAACAUGGAGUAUUUAUAUCAGCAGGUUCUGCAGAAAGACGUUACCCGCAGGCUGCAGGUCGGGCAGGAUUUAAUAGACUACCUGAACGACCCGCAGAGGUCCUCCGAUGUGGAACAAGACAAACCCCGACUGGAUAAAACCAUAGAUGAGCUGACGGGAUGGGUCAACUCCAGCAACUACAAGGUGGCGUUGUUGGGGAUAGACAUUACCGGGGCGUUCGUCGAUCGCCUGGGGGAACACUUUAGAGGAUACCUGGGAACAGUCGUCCCAGCCCUGGUGGACAGGUUGGGGGACAGUAAGGACCAGGUCAGAGAACAGAGUCAAAAUCUUAUCCUUCGCUGUAUGGAAGUGACCGCAUCGCCUAUGUAUGUGUGGGAGAGGUUGCUUCCUGGUUUUAAACAUAAGAACUUCCGCAGCAGAGAGGGGGUUUGUCUGGUUCUCUGCGCCACGCUCAACACGUAUGGUGCUCAGCCGUUGCGUCUCAGUAAGAUCGUUCCCCACCUCUGCACUCUAACUGGAGACCAGAACCCACAGGUCCGUGAGGCUGCCACAGCAUCGCUGGUGGAUGUAUAUCGCCACAUAGGAGAGAGAGUCAGAGCCGACCUGGGAAAGAGUGGCCUGCCUGCCGCACGGUUACAGACGAUAUAUGGGCGUUUUGAUGAAGCUUUGAAUUCUGGGAACAUGGCGCUUAGCCCCAGUCACGACCGUAGUUUUGAGGAUGACGCGGACAGUGCAGAUGGGAACCGUGCUCAGGCUGCCUUUAAAGUCCCCAAGGUCCCCAAGAAGUCAUCAGAGUCCUCUGCUGCACGAAGACCCAACCCGAUUGGUUCCAAGAUCGGAGGUGCGUCUAAGGAUGGAACUGGGGGCAUUGAUGAGGAAGACUUCAUCAAAGCUUUCACUGACGUCCCCACAGUACAGAUCUACUCAUCUCGUGACCUGGAGGAUAAUCUGAAUAAGAUCAGGGAGAUCUGUUCUGAUGAUAAACAUGACUGGGACCAGAGAGCCGCCGCAAUGAAGAAGAUCCGCUCGCUGAUUGUUGCCGGGGCGACGGAGUACGAGUGUUUCUACCAACACCUGAGGCUGUUGGACGGAGCGUUCAAACUGUCAGCUAAAGACCUCCGAUCACAGGUGGUACGAGAGGCCUGCAUCACUGUGGCUCACCUGUCGACAGUGUUGGGUAAUAAGUUUGACCAUGGGGCCGAGGGCAUUCUUCCUGUCCUGUUCAACCUCAUCCCUAACUGUGCCAAGGUUAUGGCCACUUCAGGGGUGUCUGCUAUACGCUUCAUCAUACGGCACACACACGUUCCCAGACUCAUUCCCCUCAUCACCAGUAACUGCACCUGCAAGUCUGUGGCCGUCAGAAGGAAAUGUUUUGACUUCUUGGACCUGCUGCUACAGGAGUGGCAGACCCAGACUCUAGACAGACAUACAGCGGUGAUGGUAGCCAGCAUUAAGAAGGGAAUCGCAGAUGCCGACGCAGAGGCCAGGGUAGAGGCCCGCAAGGCAUACUGGGGUCUGAGGAACCAUUUCCCGGGGGAGGCGGACUCUCUGUUCAACUCGUUAGAACCGUCCUAUCAGAAGAGCCUCCAAUCAUCUCUCAAGAGUUCUGGGAGCGUGACGUCUCUUCCUCAGAGCGACCGCUCCUCUUCCUCAUCACAGGAGAGCCUUAAUCGUCCUCUGUCAUCUAAAUGGUCAGCUGCUCCUGGAAGAGUCCCGGCGGGUCAUAAGGGCGGGGCGUCGCCGGGCUACCUACAGCGUUCCCGUAGCGAUGUAGAUGUUAAUGCGGCAACGGUUGCUAAGCAGCGGCACAUCGGGCAGGUGGGGCCAGUGAGACUGAGCCCCAGCUCCUACUCCUCAUUGGAUGAUGCCUCAGAUAAAACAGAUGGUCGUCUGAGGACCAAGCAGCCUCUCACCACGGCAACCAGUGUCAGCCAGGUGGACUCCCGGGGACGCAGCCGCACCAAGAUGGUGUCCCAGUCACAACGUUCCUACGAAUCAGAUUGCACACCAGGAUCUCAGUCUGCUACCAUCGUUGGUGCCGGCAGUCGGAGUGGUUCCCCGGGCCGCGUCCUGACCAGUACGGCUCUGAGUACGCUGGGUUCUGGAGCCCAGAGGGUCCUAGCUGGGACGGGGAGGAGACGUAGCCGCAUCCCCCGCAGCCAGGGCUGCUCACGAGACUCCUCCCCUACACGCCUGUCUGUCGCUCCCUCCAGUGUUAGUUCCAUCUACAAAGCAACGAGCAGAGGAGCUCGGGGAAGUCGUAUUCCCCGGCCCAGUAUGAGUCAGGGCUGCAGCAGGGAGACCAGCAGGGAGAGCAGCAGAGACACCAGCCCUGUACGCUCCUUUACACCCCUGGCGUCGUGCCACUACUCUCGCUCCACCGGCGCUCUCCACACCGCCGACGCUUUAGGGGCCGCAGGGUCAGGGUACAGUAUCAGUCAAUCCAGUCAUCUGUCAUCGUCCGUCAGCACCAUGAGAGUCCUCACAGGAUCUGAUAUAGAGGAGGCCCUCGCUGACGCCCUGCUGUUGGGAGACAUAACAUCCAAGAAGAAGCCAGCGCGGCGGCGCUAUGAGAACUAUGGGAUGUAUUCAGAUGAUGAUGCUAACAGUGAUGCAUCCAGCGCCUGCUCAGACCGCUCCUACAGCUCCAGGAACGGAGGAGCCAUCCCCACGUACAUGAGACAGACUGAGGACGUGGCCGAGGUGUUGAACCGCUGUGCCAGUGCAAACUGGUCGGAGAGGAAGGAGGGGCUUCUGGGUCUACAGGCUCUACUGAAGAACCAACGCACCCUCAGUCGUGUGGAGCUGAAGAGGUUGUGUGAGAUCUUCACCCGGAUGUUUGCAGACCCCCACAGUAAGCGAGAAUCUGGAUCUAAGGUCUAUGGAACGGCAGAAUCCGGUAUAAGCUCAGCCUCCUUCAAGAGAGUGUUCAGUAUGUUCUUGGAGACCCUAGUGGACUUUGUUCUGGUGCACAGAGAAGAGCUGCAGGACUGGCUGUUCGUCCUGCUCACCCAGCUGCUGAAGAAGAUGGGGGCUGACCUGCUGGGAUCCGUACAGGCCAAGGUCCAGAGAGCACUGAACAUCACACGAGAGUCUUUCCCCAACGACCUUCAGUUCACUAUCCUCAUGAGGUUCACUGUGGACCAGACUCAGACACCAAACCUCAAGCCUGUGGAGAGGAGGGGAACGUGUUGUGGGCGGCGCAGCGUUCAAUUACUUCCCCCUGCUUCGAGAGUCACGCAGCGCAACGUUAAAUUGCUCCCCUCUGCCACGAGAGCCCCAAGGCACCACGCUUGCUGCUCUCUGAACGAGCAGGUCUCAGCCUGGAGCCAAUCUUCCCAGGUGAAGGUGGCUGUUCUGAAGUACAUUGAGACCUUGACCCUGCAGAUGGAGCCUCAGGACUUUGUGAACUCCAGUGAGACGCGCCUGGCUGUGUCCCGCAUCAUCACCUGGACCACAGAGCCCAAGAGCUCCGACGUCAGGAAGGCGGCCCAGUCGGUACUGAUCUCGUUGUUCCAGUUGAACACUCCAGAGUUCACCAUGCUGCUGGCAGCCCUGCCCAAGACCUUCCAGGACGGAGCCACCAAACUGCUACAGAGCCACCUGAGGAUCACCAGCAACACUGCACAGGCCCCGAUGGGAAGCCCUCUAACACGCCACACGCCCCGCUCUCCUGCCAGCUGGUCCAGCCCCCUCACCUCUCCUACCAACACAUCACAGAACACAUCCUCACUCGGUGCGUUUGACUACGACACAGAGAACAUGAACUCAGACGACAUCUACAGUAGUCUGAGAGGAGUUACAGAGGCCAUUCAGAACUUCUCCGUCCGCAGCCAGGAAGACAUGAACGAAACGGGGAUUGGUGCUGACCAGGUGGAUGGAGUCCGCACUGCUCUGGACAACAAGACGUCUCUUCUCAACACCCCCCUGCUCUCCUCUUCUCCCCGGGGGUCCCGUGACCCCUUUACAGACUCCCCCUUUAAACACAGCGUCAAAGAUAUUUCAUUGGACGAAUCAGACCAGCAAACAGAUGACAGCACCAUUGACCAAUCAGAGCUGGUGUCUGAGCUGCUGAAGGAGCUGUCCAAUCACAAUGAGCGUGUGGAGGAGAGGAAGGCGGCGCUUUGUGAUCUCUUGAAGCUGAUUCGAGAAAACACCCUGCAGGUUUGCUGGGACGAACACUUCAAAACCAUCCUCCUGUUACUACUGGAGACGCUGGGGGACAGAGAGCAUGUGAUCAGGGCGUUGGCGCUGCGUGUUCUGAGGGAGAUUCUGAGCCGCCAGCCCUGGAGGUUUAAGAACUACGCUGAACUCACCAUCAUGAAGGCCCUGGAGGCCCACAGGGACCCACACAAAGAGGUGGCGCGAGCGGCAGAGGAGACGGCGGCCAUGUUGGCGUCGUCCAUCAGUCCAGACCAGUGUGUGAAGGUGUUGUCUCCCAUCAUCCAGUCAGCUGACUACCCCAUCAACCUGGCUGCCAUUAAGAUGCAGACCAGAGUCAUAGAGAGGGUCCCCCACCACGGGCUAGUCACCAUGCUGCCUGAGAUAGUCCCCGGACUCAUACAGGGUUAUGACAACUCGGAGAGCAGUGUGAGGAAGGCCUGUGUAUUCUGUCUGGUGGCCCUCUAUGCGGUCAUAGGGGAGGAGCUAAAACCUCACCUCAACCAACUGUCUGGCAGCAAGUUGAAGUUGUUGAAUCUGUACAUCAAGCGUGCCCAGUCUGGCUCCAGUGGUGGUGAGCCCCCACCAGACAGCCUAUAGAACAGACAGAUGGACAGCGCCCCCACAGGACAACCAUGGAACUGCACUCUCCCUCCAGAGACUUAACACACACUCUUACAUGGAUGGAUAAACACAUACUCACACGCUUACAUGAACACACACACGCUUACUGACAUGCUUACAUGAACAUGCUAAUAUGAAGGCCCAGACUGACACACUCACACACACACACUGUCCUGGACACAACCUCCCAUUGCCUUUUUGUUGCCUACUACAAUGCACUCUGGGAUACGGUGCAGAAGAGAGGAUUGUUGUAGUUCCCUUCCCAAACAUUGAAGAUUCACCCUGUUCUCUGAGACUCACCCCCUGAUCUCUACACACCUAACCACACCCUCUGAUGAUGCACUAGCCACACACCCCCAGCCAGGAUGGAUGGCUAGAGAGGAAGGGACGAGGCUAGGUAUGUGCAUUCUGCAGACCGGUGUGUUUAUGUCUGCGACGGAGGAGGGGGUGUAUUUCUGAGGUCAGUCAGUCCAUCUGUCAUAGUGGUCGAGCAGUUAGGUCAUGAGCAGUUAGGUCAUAACUGUUCAUAACAACUACAUAGGCAAUGAGUGUAAGUUAUGGGAGACGGAAUGUGCUUAGCUCUACAUGACAGUGAUUUUUAACUCUUUAUCCAGAGCCUAUUUACUGUCACAGUGGAAGGGAGAGGGUGAAAUUAGUUAACCAUGUCCACCCCUUUCAGAGAAGUCCAUAGUACCUUCCACUGCUUUCCUGCCAUGUCUUGGAUGAGUACAUUUCAGACAAAGAGGGGGGAGACAUGGCUUCUUCUUAUUAUCAUCACCUAAUGGAUAUGCCUCCACACAUGAUAACAUGGAUUAAUAUCCAGUAAGGACGUCAUUCAGGAGAGUCCUUGAAGGAGGUGCGCGCUCUGCAUCCUGAUCAGUUUUGUUUUCUGUUGCGUGUGCCAUAGUCUCUCUACUUUGGUUUCUCUCUGGGGAGACGUUUUGGACAAAUGUACUAUUUAGUGAUCUGAGAAACUGUCCCCUCUUCUUCCUCUUCUUGUAACAGUCUGGCUGUCACUGGGUUGUUUUCCUCUGUGCAUUUACAAAGCUGUGCUUACAAUAAAAUGAAGAAAAAAGAAAAA
Molecule: messenger RNA, 6675 nt
Organism: Salmo salar (Atlantic salmon)
Lineage: Eukaryota; Metazoa; Chordata; Actinopteri; Salmoniformes; Salmonidae
Source: RefSeq, a predicted model, not a curated record